AUGAAAUAACUCAGUUUAUUAAAUCUCGUCAACAUCUAGCCCAAAUAAACUACUUUAUACUCGACCAAAGAUUCAAUCAAAAAAAUAAGGAGCUUUGACAUCAUCGGCAAAAGUCCUUAUAAAAUUAACCCUGCUCGAUAAACUCAAAAACAAUUGAUUAAAGAAUGCCCACCAAUAACUAGUAGAGCCACACAAAGAUAACAUAUAAAAUCUCCUCCUGAUUUUACAAAAUCCAACAAACCAAUUAGUAUUAGCAAUCAUCGUAUGUUUAUUUUUAUUGUAUACAAGUUGAUCUUCAUUAAAAUGAAACGUAAACUAAAGGACAAUAAAAAUCAUAUCAUCUCCAACUAAAAUCGAUCCUCAUUAAAGAAUAGGACCAAUUGCAUACGUUCGAUUAAGCCAAAAGUAAACACAAUUCAAUAUCGUAUAGGAAUUAACACUCAAAUAACUAGUAACCUAAUACCUUAGAUCACAAAGUUACAUCUCAGAACCAACCCAGAACAAAUCGACCAAGAAGUAACUCAGAAAUUACCAUCGACACUUGGCAAUCCUAAUUUAAGCAAAUCUGAAAAGCUACUUCAACAAAACCAAUAAAAGUUUUUGGAUCUCCAAAACAAAAUCACAUCCAAUAUUAAACAACGAAAUCAAACCAAAACUUACUCCUUGACAACCCAUCAACCUUAAUCUACUGUCAAGUAAUUACCUGAUCAGUUUCAACUACCUUAAAUAGCAUAAUAUGUCUUAUAACACUAUUCAGAUUAGCUCAGUGAAUUCGAGAAGAAGGAGAUUAUAGAUUAUGAAACUAUUUAUUAUCUCGCUCCUAAAAAUAUUGCAAAAGCCCAGAGAGAUCCCCUAGGAAAUCAAUUUAAUCAUGGAUACGAUAAUUAACAUGGAGACUAUAAAUUCAUUAAGCAGGAUUAGAUAGCUUUUAGGUAUGAAAUGCUAGACAAAUUAGGGAAUGGCAGUUUUGGUUAUGUUUUUAAAGUCUUUGAUCACAAACAUCGCAAAGAGAUGGCUAUCAAAAUUAUAAAGAACAGAGAGAAGUUUUAUUAAUAAGCACUAAUCGAAAUAGACUUGCUGAAGAUCAUCAAUAAAGCAGAUAAUUCUUAUUGUCUGAUUAAAUUGAUGAAUUUUUUUGAAUUCAGAAAUCACAUAUGCAUGGUUUUCGAAUUACUUUGUUGUAAUCUCUACGAAUUUCUGGCUUUGAAUAAUUUUGUAGGCCUGGAACCUGAUUUGAUCAGAAGAUUCGCAAUCCAAAUCCUCUAAGCUCUCCUCUAUUUGAAGGCAUGCAAUAUCAUCCAUUGUGAUCUAAAACCAGAAAACAUUCUCCUAAAAGAAUUCACUAAGUCAGGUCUUAAGGUGAUUGACUUUGGCUCAAGUUGCUUUGCUAACAAUAAAAUGUACACCUACAUUCAAAGCAGAUUUUAUAGAGCUCCAGAGAUAAUAUUUGGAAUUAAUUACACAUUUCAAAUAGAUAUGUGGAGCUUUGGAUGCAUCAUGGCUGAACUCUUUUUAGGAGAUUCUCUGUUUCAAUCUAAAACUGAAAAGGAAUUGCUCUAUGCUUAAACUAAGGUUCUUGGGAUGCCUCCAAAAGAAGUGAUUGAUUAAAGUCCAAGGAAAGUAAAGUUUUUUGAUGAUAAAUAUCAACUCAAUUACAAAAUAAAAGAAAAUGAGUAGACUCAGCAAUUGAAGCCUCUCCCUCAAUUACUUGUAAAGGCAGGUGCCGAUUUCUAUGAUUUCAUUAGCAAGUGUCUAGAAUGGAAUCAAUUUUAGAGAUUGACACCAGAACAAGCUUUAGAGCAUCCUUGGAUUAUUAAUACUCUACCAUAAUCCAUUCGGAAUGAACUUCUCCAAAAAAGAACUAAUGUACCUUCAAUCAUUCCCAAUAACAAAAAUGCCGAUAAGUAAGAACCUAAAUGA
Molecule: messenger RNA, 1920 nt
Organism: Paramecium tetraurelia
Lineage: Eukaryota; Ciliophora; Oligohymenophorea; Peniculida; Parameciidae
Exons: 5
Biological process (GO): peptidyl-serine phosphorylation; peptidyl-threonine phosphorylation
Molecular function (GO): ATP binding; protein serine/threonine kinase activity; protein serine/threonine/tyrosine kinase activity
Source: RefSeq, a predicted model, not a curated record